AUGCGCCUCAGCGUGGCGGAGAGGGAGAGCCCGGCGGCUCGCACGGGGGCCAACCCCGCGAAGUCCGCGCCGCCCCCGGCCCGGCCGAGAAGCCGCCUCCGGCGCUGGCGCCCUGAGAGCCCUGGGAAGCUCCCGGGCGAGCAGGGCCCCGAGGCCGGGGCUGCAGGCUCCGGGCCUACUCACCCGGAGCUGGCGGAGCGUGGGAGCCGGCGCUCCCCACGGCCGGACGACCAGGGCGCGGCCCCGGCGCGCGGCCCUCCGGCCGGCCCUCGCUCGGCGCGGCGAGCUGGACGCUCACUCCGGCCGCCGCCGCAGCUUCGCCUCCUCGGCCGCCAUCUUGCCUCAACCCCUCUCCCUCCCCCCGUCAGGCCGGGCGGCCGCGCCGAGGCAGCUCCGACGCGGGCUCCUCCUCCUUCCGGAGGGUUGGGGAGACGGCUCCCUCCCCGGGCGGAGCGCCGCUCUCACCUCGGCCUGGCUUCCUGGGUCGCGGGAGCCGCGCCGGUCCCUCUCGGCUUGUCCCACACGCUCGGACCCGCCCCGGCAGCGCCGCCUCGGGCCCGAGGCGCCGCGGCGGCCAUCGCGCAGCCGGCCCGGAGCGCCCCCGCGAGCCGGCCGCUCCCGCGUGCCCCGGGGCCUUCCCCUCGGGCGUGGGAAAGGACGAGGCGCCCGGCGCGAGGCCCACCUGGCGACCCCUGCGCGCCGCCGAGCCGCGGGGAGAAAGCCGAGCCCACGUGGCGGGGAUGCGCGUUGGAGUCCCACCCGGGCUCCACCGGCAUGGCGGCCUCGGGCCUCCUCCGCGGCGCGGUGGCUCCCUAA
Meriones unguiculatus (Mongolian gerbil) is the source of this 816-nucleotide messenger RNA. RefSeq names its product basic proline-rich protein-like. The coding region runs from base 1 to 816 and encodes 271 amino acids. The transcript has a single exon. The record is from RefSeq and is a predicted model, not a curated record. Lineage: Eukaryota; Metazoa; Chordata; Mammalia; Rodentia; Muridae.